Molecule: messenger RNA, 1903 nt
Organism: Vollenhovia emeryi
Lineage: Eukaryota; Metazoa; Arthropoda; Insecta; Hymenoptera; Formicidae
Gene: Tmem43
Product: transmembrane protein 43 homolog
Exons: 6
Coding region: 298-1416 (372 amino acids)
Biological process (GO): nuclear membrane organization
Cellular component (GO): nuclear inner membrane
Source: RefSeq, a predicted model, not a curated record
CUUUCGGAUUCAUUCACAAGUUGGGAACCUUAUGAUACCACUUGAUAUGUACGUCAGUGAGACUGCGCAGAAGUUUGCGCGUGCGCGAAUAAUUCUUGCAAUCCUCCCAUCACUGCAGCAAACUAGCUUCAUCUUCCGACUCUCCGUCCUUCAGAGAUUCCUUCAUGUAUCGCACCAAUGUAGACUCGCGGAGCGUACGCUUUGUAGCAGAAUGGCCAGCCACAGAGGGGAAACGUGGACGGGCUUCGACAAAAUUGUCUCAACGAAAGACAAACUACCUCCGUGAAUCAACCGACGAUGACAAUCUCGGAACAAUUCAGGGAGUCGUGGCUAACAGCUAUAAUUGGGUCCGUCAUGUUUGCCACUGGAAUGUGUCUUCUAUUCUGGAAUGAGGGGAGAGCUGUGAAAGUGGCGCAUUCCUUGGACGAGGCUCUGCACAAUGUGGUUGUACUCCCUAAUUCCAUGACGUUGUCACCUGAAUACGAGGGUCGUUUGAUACAUUUGUCAGGUACCUUAUCGGUCUCUGAACCAUUAACUGAGCCAGAUUACGGCAUCGUCAUGUCCAGCGUGAAGUUGAAGAGGAGGGUUCAGAUGUACCAAUGGGUCGAAAUUGAGGAAGAGCAGAGUUUUGGUGGAAUAACGGAGGAGCAGAAACAUUACUAUUACACCACAGAAUGGAAGGACAAACUUGUAGACUCGGAUCAAUUCUACAUUCGUACCGGCCAUCAUAAUCCAAAGGAAAUACCGAUAAGAAGCCAGGUGCAGAUUGCAGAUGAAGUGAAGAUUGGCGUUUUCACGCUCGGCAUGGAAUUGAAGAAAAAGUUCAGCGACUUUGUCGAAAUCACUAGCGAUGAGCGGCCAGAGCGGAAAAACAUAAAAAUGCAUUCCGGGCUGUAUUAUCACAGCGCAGAUUUAUGGAAUCCACAAGUAGGAGACAUCAGAAUACAAUUUUCCUAUGCGGGAAAAAACGGAGAUCUUUACUCGGUAGUCGGCUUGCUGGAAAAGGAUACCAUAAAACCGUAUUACACAUCUCAUGGUGAAGAAAUCUUACUUCAACGAAAGCAUAAGAUGUCGGUGGAUCAGAUGUUUCAUUUGGAGCACGUGCAUAAUUACUGGCGAACCUGGGCUGUCAGAGGACUUGGAUGGUUGGUCUUGUUUGUGGCAGCAACAUGCUUAGCAAAUAUACUGAAAACAAUUAUAUUAAAUUCGACGUUCCUUUGUGGUAUAAUAGCAGUUGAGUCUCUGACUAUGUCAGUCUCCAUGUCUAUCAGUUUAUUGGUAAUCGGUUUCGCUUGGGUGUGGUAUCGACCGAUCAUUGGUCUUUGUUUAGCAAUAGCAUCUAUUUUGCCAUUCAUUUAUUCGACACUGAUGUCGGCGUCUACGUCUCAACAACGUGAUAAUUAUAGAAGAUUAUAAGUUACAUUCAUAUGCCAAAGAGGUUUUUUGAAAAGUAAUAAACUUCCUUAUUUAUUCAAUGUAUCAUUAUUUAUUUAAUCUCUCCUUUUCUUUUUCUAUAUUUUUGUUUUAUACAUCUGUAUGUUUUUAAAUUAUAAAUGACACAUAUACAGGCAAUAUUGCGAUAGAUUUAUACGAAAGAGAAAAGGAGCUAUAUAGUUUUUGUAUUAGUAGUAAAUAAAAAGACAAUAUGGAAGAAUUAAUCCUGUGGAUAAUGUUUUUGUGUUCUGCGAAUUCUUUUCCUUUUGAACCUCUCGAUAAAUCAGUAUCGACAUUUCUAGAAUCCUAUUGUGAAUAAUUUAUGUCAUGACACGAUAUUGCAACUUACAAUCUCGUGGUCAAGCAAUGUCAACCAUUUUAAGCUUUUUAACGUUAGAACUUGGAAGGUUUAAUUAGUGAAGAUGUAAUUUCUGACAAUUGGAUUAAAGCACGAACUGUGUACAUUGUC